Molecule: messenger RNA, 1419 nt
Organism: Drosophila novamexicana
Lineage: Eukaryota; Metazoa; Arthropoda; Insecta; Diptera; Drosophilidae
Gene: veli
Product: protein lin-7 homolog C
Exons: 5
Coding region: 61-648 (195 amino acids)
Biological process (GO): protein localization to basolateral plasma membrane; maintenance of epithelial cell apical/basal polarity; neurotransmitter secretion
Cellular component (GO): synapse; cell-cell junction; basolateral plasma membrane
Molecular function (GO): protein binding
Source: RefSeq, a predicted model, not a curated record
AUUAAUAAAAGAUAUUGAAUUGUGAGCUAGGGACAAAUAUUCUGACAUAGGGGCAGUAAUAUGACUGAAAUCUGUGAGCCCUUGAACUUGGCAAGGGAUGUAAAAAGGUCAAUAGAAUUAUUAGAAAAGCUUCAGGCUAGCGGAGAUUUUCCAACCACAAAAUUGGCCGCAUUACAAAAAGUUCUAAAUUCUGAUUUUUUGAACUCUGUGCGUGAAGUCUAUGAACACGUUUACGAAACAGUUGAUAUACAAGGCUCACACGAUGUUCGGGCGUCUGCAACAGCUAAAGCAACUGUGGCUGCUUUUGCUGCCAGUGAAGGCCAUGCACAUCCAAGAGUUGUAGAAUUGCCAAAAACAGAGGAAGGUUUGGGCUUCAAUGUCAUGGGAGGCAAAGAGCAGAAUUCUCCCAUUUAUAUAUCGCGAAUAAUACCAGGUGGUGUUGCAGAUAGACAUGGAGGGCUAAAAAGAGGAGAUCAGCUACUUUCAGUAAAUGGAGUGUCGGUUGAAGGGGAAAAUCAUGAAAAAGCAGUUGAAUUAUUAAAGCAAGCGGUUGGUUCCGUAAAGCUUGUGGUACGUUACACACCCAAGGUUCUUGAAGAAAUGGAAAUGCGGUUUGAUAAACAACGUAAUACACGUCGUCGUCAAUAGAGCUAACAAAAAUGUAUCUUACAAUUGCAACAAACAUUUUAACAUGCUUUAUAAAUUACAUAAUGCGCUCUUUAAUGCAGUUACAAGGGUUGCUGCCUUAUAUAAAAAAAAAAUUUAAAAAGCUAGUGUGAACUCGACCAUAUAUUAUAAAUUUGUUUUAACUAAAGGGUUAAAAUUACAUAUGGAUAUAUUCAACUUUCUAGCUUAUGUCCGCUGAACGAUAAUCAACUUUAUUGCCAGAAUUACAACAUAUUUACAUUAAUUUUUUUUUUUUAAUAAAACUCGACCAAAUAUUAUAAAUUGGUUUUAACUAAAGGGUUAAUAUUACAUAUGGAUGUAUCAUACUUUCUAGCUUAUAUCCGCUGAACGAUCAACUUAAUUUUAUAUAUUUACUUGUUUGCCAGAAUUACAACAUUUUUACCUUAAAUUUGAUUUGUAAGAUGAACGAGUCUACUGUUAGUCUUUAAUUGAUACCCAAGUUUUAUCCCAAUUUUAAUGUGGCUAAAACUAAUGGUAGUCAACAAAUAAGAUAAAUAAUGAAAAUUUUAAAACUUUUCAAAUGUCUGUUGAUUCCGAUAAUAAAUAGCUUAAAAAAAUUAAAUAUGUUAACCUCUUAUUCAAUUUAUUAAGCGGCAACCCACCCUCGUAUUGUAUAAUUUAGUAUCUCAAAUAUCAAGUUGCUUAUGUGCUAUAUUAAUAAUAUGAUUUUAAGAAUGCAAUAAUUAACAUACCCAAAAGCAUAAAAAAUAAACAUAUUUCUUGUACACAAUU